Hemisphaericaspora subhashii is the source of this 1467-nucleotide messenger RNA. RefSeq names its product putative DNA-dependent ATPase (gene RAD57). The record is from RefSeq and is a predicted model, not a curated record. The transcript has a single exon. Lineage: Eukaryota; Fungi; Ascomycota; Pichiomycetes; Serinales; Debaryomycetaceae. Bases 1 to 1467 code for a protein of 488 amino acids. Gene Ontology annotation, biological process: DNA repair; mitotic recombination; DNA strand invasion. Gene Ontology annotation, molecular function: single-stranded DNA binding; ATP binding; ATP-dependent DNA damage sensor activity.
AUGGAUAUCCUCCAAUAUCAAGAUGAUCAUGCACAACUAUCAAGAAUUGUUGAUCGACCGAUUCGAGAAAUCGAUGAUUAUUUCAAGUCACUCGAGAAUGAUUUAAUGCCCAGACAGACAGAGAUAAAACUACUGCAGGAGUUUAUAUCCACUGGUAUACCUAGUGCCGAUGAAGAAUUAGGAGGCGGAAUACCGUUGGGAGAAGUUGUGGAAGUGUUUGGAGCAAGUGGGUGUGGGAAAUCCCAUUUUUUGUUUCAGUUAUUGCUACAAUGUCAGGUUAAUUAUCCAGGAAGUGAAAGUAUUCAUGUAUCCACUGAAUCGUAUUUGGAAACUAAGAGGUUACAAGAUAUGUUUCAGAAUCAUGAAGGGGAAGUAACCAUGGAGAAUAUUUCAUAUAUAUAUUGUCAAGAUUUUGAGAGUCAAGACCAUAUACUAUAUACCCAAUUGCCGAUUAAAUUAGAACAAGACAAAGGAAAGACUAAGUUGGUAGUUAUUGAUUCGAUCGCCCAGCAUUUUCGAAGGGAAGAUUGUUUGUUGAAUUCAAAUUAUUUACGAAUGAGAAUUGACCAACAAGAAUUGGAAUUAAAAGAUCUACCAGAAUUCAAGGCAAUAAAAUUUCAACAGGCAAAUCAAUUGAAGACGGUUAGAAAGGAUAUAAAAUAUGCAAAUAGAUCGACCAAAUUGCAUUAUAUUUGUUUAUUACAUCGUCAUUUAACAAGAUUAGCACAACGAUAUAAUAUUGCGAUUGUUGUAGUUAAUCAAGUGAGUGAUCAUACUUUUGAUCCUCUGAAGAUGAUUCUGGAAAUAAAUGAGAAUGAUUUAGCAUAUCCGCUUAAUUUGGAUAUCCAAACCGGUAUAUCUUCAGGAUGGGAUGCAAAUACUCUUUAUGAUUAUAUUCCCACACAUCAAGUUUCAUUAAAUCGAGGACAAAUGGAAUUAUUAGAUUAUGAAAUAUCAAAAUCAUUUGAUAAUAAUCUAAAUAAGAGACAAAAGAUGGGUGAAGAUAUUGAUUUAAGAGCACCAAUUGUGGACAGAACACGAGAAUUAGAAGAUGUGAAAGAAUUAAUAUUAAAAUCGUAUAAAUUGAGAAAUGGAAAGACCAAAAAGAUAGUACCAACUUUGGGAUAUCCUUGGACAAGAAGAAAUAGCACUAGAAUCAUGUUGACAAAGACAUACAAACCGGUGAUGAAAGAUAAAACGGAAAUAGACCUGGAGUGGCUGCAAAGGGAUUCAACUGCAGAUUCUACUAAAGGAACAAACAAUAGUGAUGCAAGUAUAAAUAAUGGCAAAAGAUCAUAUGUGGAAGAUAAAAAUAAGCCAAAUGAUAAUAAUACACCUGAUUCUUUAAUUUCUGGUUGGCAAGUUGAGAGAUUUAUUAAGGUUGUUUCAACCAAUCAUAAUGCUCGUUCAAAUAGAUUUAAUAGAUAUCAAUUUAAAAUUGAUAAAACAGGAUUAAUAGAAAUAUAG